AUGGAUCAAGCAGAUUUAUAUUUUUUUAAUACAAUCCAAUCUGAUUAUCUUAUUAAAAUGAAUUCAUCAUUACAUCUAUAUGAUUAUUUAAUCAAUAAUUUUGAUAAAAAUGAUGAUGAUAAUAGUGACAAUGAUUUAUCCACUGAUGCAAAUACAAUAACAAUGGCAAGUUCAACAAGUAGUGAUAGUGCGAUUGCAUCUGACGAUACUGAUGAUAUUGAUUUAAUCAAUGAUAAACAAAUAAAACAUAAGAAUUCAUGGCCAAAAAUGUUUCAAGAAGCUGAUUUAACACUUACGAGUUUUUCACAAUCAUUCAAUUUAUUAAAUCAAUAUGAAAAACAAACGAUUUAUGAUAAUGAAAUUUCAAUGUCAAAAUAUAAGCAACCAUUACCGUGGACGAAUUCAACAUACUAUCAUAUGGGUUCUGAUAAGGAUUAUGUGACACUUGUUCGUGAAUUAGCUCAAUUACGUGAACAACUAUCUGAAAAAGAAGAUGAAGUAACAGAACUUAAAGCUGAACGAAAUAAUACACGUUUACUUCUAGAACAUUUAGAACAACUUGUUGCUCGACAUGAACGUUCAAUACGAACAACAGUUAUGCGUCGACAAGCUCAAGGUGUUUCAUCGGAAGUUGAAGUACUUAAAGCACUUAAAUCUUUAUUUGAACAUCAUAAAGCAUUAGAUGAAAAAGUACGAGAACGUCUAAAAAUUGAAAUUGAAAAAAAUAUACAACUUAAAGAUGAACUUGAACGAACAAAAACUGAACUUACUUGUGUUCGUGAAACUCAACAAUCGAAAAUAAUUGAUAUCGAUCAAUUAAAAAGUAUGUCAAAUGGUACAAUUAAUCCUGAUUAUUUAACAAGUAAAUUAAUUGAAAUGCAAGAAUUAAUGGAUCAUCAAUGUAAUGAAUUAAUAUCAGCACGUUCACGUAUACAUGAAUUAAUAAAUCGUAAUAAAGAAUUAGAAGAACGUUCAUGUUUAUUUCAACGUGAUUUAUCACAUACAUAUGAACAAAUAAAUAAAUAUCAACGGGAUUUAAAAGAAAGUCAAGCACAAAAAGAAGAUCAAGAAGAACGUAUAUCAACAUUAGAAAAACGUUAUUUAAAUAUACAAAAAGAAACAACACAUUUAAAUGAAUUUAAUAAUCGAUUAGAAAAUGAAUUAUCUACAAAAGAAACACAAUUACAACAUGCUGAAGAAAAAUAUCAAUCAUUACAAGAUAAAUAUGAUUUAUUAGAACAAAAACUACAAUAUCAAAAUGAACUUGACUUAUCAUCAAAACAAAAUGGGCAAACAUUAUUACCAUAUUCAACUAAUGAAGAUAAAUUACAUCAACUGCAAAAUGAAUAUGAUGAUCUACAAAUGGAAUUAACACGAGUAAUAUAUUUUUAUUAUCUUGACUUGUAA
Rotaria sp. Silwood2 is the source of this 1407-nucleotide messenger RNA. The record is from the annotation of a GenBank genome assembly. Lineage: Eukaryota; Metazoa; Rotifera; Eurotatoria; Philodinida; Philodinidae.